CGCAACAAGCCAACGGCAACAACACUCAACUUCAAAGAGAAUCUGCUAGAGCGGAGAGCAAACGGAAAAGGAAAGUCCGAACGGCUGGCGAUACGUGAAAACAGCUGCCUUCGACUAGUCCUUCCGUCUUUCCACUCCCCAAUCCCCAUGCGAUUUCCAACUUAAUUAGUUCAGAGAGAGAGAGAGAGGUUCCCUCAUGGCGACUUCGUCCAUCUCUGCAGUUUCAGUCUGGCCGUCUUCGUCCCUGACCUCAGUGAAAGGCAGGGCAAGCUCAGCUUCUUUGAACUCACGAAACCGUUUUACUUACAACCCCUUGUCUUUUUCUUCCUGUUCUUCGCAUCGAUCUUUCAGGAGAAAAUUUUGUAGAGUCCAAGCAACAAUUUUGCAAGAUGAAGAAGAGAAGGUAGUUGUGGAGAAGUCCUUCCAACCAAGUAGCUUUCCUCAGAAUGAUGGGGAAGGAAGCAACGGGGAUACAUCGGAGAAUACAUCCGUCAGUGCAUUGGAGAGUUGGGUCAUCAAGUUUGAGCAAUCCAUAAAUAUCUUUCUCACGGAUUCAGUUAUAAAGAUACUUGAUACUCUGUACCAUGACCGGAAUUAUGCUAGGUUUUUUGUGCUGGAGACUAUCGCAAGAGUUCCUUAUUUUGCCUUUAUGUCUGUUCUACAUAUGUAUGAGAGUUUUGGUUGGUGGAGAAGAUCAGAUUAUUUGAAAGUGCAUUUUGCUGAGAGCUGGAAUGAGAUGCACCAUCUUCUUAUCAUGGAGGAACUGGGAGGAAACUCGUGGUGGUUUGAUCGCUUCCUUGCACAACACAUUGCAGUAUUUUAUUAUUUCAUGACAGUUUUAAUGUAUAUGGUGAGCCCACGAAUGGCAUGUAAGUAUAUUGCGAUUCUGGUUAUGAAUUAA
This is a messenger RNA of Macadamia integrifolia, 901 nucleotides long. Its product is annotated as ubiquinol oxidase 4, chloroplastic/chromoplastic-like. Gene Ontology annotation, cellular component: mitochondrion; thylakoid. The transcript is spliced from 5 exons. Lineage: Eukaryota; Viridiplantae; Streptophyta; Magnoliopsida; Proteales; Proteaceae. Gene Ontology annotation, biological process: alternative respiration. Gene Ontology annotation, molecular function: alternative oxidase activity. The record is from RefSeq and is a predicted model, not a curated record. Bases 197 to 901 code for a protein of 234 amino acids.